AUGGCUACUAUGUCGCCGCAUUGCCUCCCCUCUAUUUCACUCCUUUUAAUAAUAGCCUUCCUCGCACCCCUGGUCCUUACAGAAUGCUUCUAUAAGUACCCGAACGGCGUCGUAAGCUUGAAUGAUGAGUGGCACGAGUGCCCCAACACCGCAAAAACCCCAGGUGGCCCCCAGCUGUGCUGUGCCGUAAGCGACGAGUGUGGUGAAGACUCGAUCUGCUAUAACAAGGACCCCAGUUUGAAAUCCGGAUUCUAUCCCGGAGGCUGCACAGAUAGUAGCUAUGCCGAUAGUGUCUGCGAAAAGGCGUGUUCGGAAUUCAAGGCGACUGAGAUCAUAUACAACUACACCGAAAACCUUUGGCAUUGCUGCGGUGAUCAGUAUUGCACCAGUGAUCCCCCAACCGACGUAACAUUCCAAGCCGUGUCACCAAAACAGUGGUCUGCCCUGCCGCUUACUCAGACGGCGACGGUGGUAACAUAUGCGUCUUCAUCGACAACCCUUCAAACUUCCUCUUCGCCAUCUUCAUCAACAACCCUCCAAACUUCCUCUUCGCCAUCCUCAGCUACGCUGCAAUCCUCCUCGCCCUCUCCAACUCCGUCAGCAACUAUGUCAGCAACCUGGUCAGCAACCACAUCCGCGACCCCUUCGGCAACUACAGCACCUGCAACCGGCGGCCUUAGCAAACCUGCAAAGGCAGGCAUUGGGGUUGGCGGUAGCAUCGCCGGGCUGUCUGUGCUUGCGUUACUGUUACUUCUACGCCGAGAGAGGGCAAAGCGGAUGACGCAGCGGGAUACGCAGUGGAUUCAGGGGGUACAAGGGCAGCCGCAGGUUCUGAAAGAAGUGAUAGCGCCGACUGCGCCAGCGCCAGCGCUGCCAAUACGAGGGUGGCAAUAUUCUCAGACGCCGGGAAUGCCAGCAUAUAGUGAGGCAUCAUACCAUGGGAGGUCGGAGCUGCCGGCGUAUGGAGUCAUCUCAGAGUUGGGGACAAGUCAAGACGGUGAACAUCGUGGAACGGCCUUUGAAGCGUAAAGGAGAGUGCUAGAAGAUUGAACCAAGUAUCAGCACUUGUAAACAGAUUCGGUACAUUUUAUGGUCAAUGUUCCGAAACUUGUGGUAUGUUGCAUAGUUCUAUGCUUAAUGUUUUACAAUCUGUUUUAUUGGAAAAAGAUUUAAUGUAUAUAGAAGAACAAUAAUGCACUUGAUGCCC
Molecule: messenger RNA, 1207 nt
Organism: Mytilinidion resinicola
Lineage: Eukaryota; Fungi; Ascomycota; Dothideomycetes; Mytilinidiales; Mytilinidiaceae
Exons: 2
Coding region: 1-1029 (342 amino acids)
Source: RefSeq, a predicted model, not a curated record